AGCCUACCCCAAACCCGAAUUCAAGUGGUACUACGCCCUAAACUCCUCCCCUCUGCUCUCCUCCUCCGAAGGCCACUACAUCAUCAACACAAGCGUCGACGACAACGACAUCUACACGAGCAUUCUUAAAAUAUCCAACAUAAAACCGGCCGACUACGGCAUCUACAACUGCCAGGUCAUCAACAACCUGGGCAGCAUCGAGGCGAAAAUUCGCCUGCAGCCCAAGGGAGCCCCAGAGAAACCCACCCAGGUGGCGUCGAUUUACACCGGUCCCAACUUCGUCACGCUAAAUUGGGAGCCGGGAUUCAACGGGGGAAUUUUCAACACCAAGUACUUUGUGUCGUACAAGAAGGCGACCGGCGGCGACGAUAACGCGGAUAAGUCGGUGGAGGGAUGCGGGACCGUGUCGCGCUCGACGGACUGGUCCGAAGUCGAUUGUCAGCAGAAUAUUCCGUGUAAUGUUACGCAUCUCGAUCAACAUCAAAUUUAUAAUUUUAAGGUAAAAGCUCUGAACAUUAAAGGAAACAGUGAAGAUUCUCAAGAGAUAAGUAUUACAACGAGAGUCGACAAAAUUCCUCUACCGCUACGCGUGGCUUACGAUCCUUCCUCUCACCGUCUCUCUGUGAACAUUCCGGUCACUUGCCUUCCACUGAUGGCAGUAGUGGAGACGAUAAGCAACGAACAUCUACCUUUGACCAACUGGCAGGUGGUCGACACCUUCGCCCUGCAAGUUUCUGGGUUGUCUCCCACGUACAAGGAGGCGAUCUUACAUCAGAUGACUUCGAGAAAUUACAAAGGAAUGGGUCGCUCGCUUGUCGAUGAGGAACCCAUCGGAAUCAAUGAUGAUUUCAACACGAGAGUUCGCGUAAAAUUCUGUUUGCGCACCCAUAACGAACACUGUGGACUGCCUUUGGAAGCGGAAUUAGGUUCGGCUUAUAUAAAAGAAGCUUCGGCCGUAACCACCUCGACCUUCAUCGCAAUUAUCGUCUCGUGCAUCGUAGGUAUCCUGUUCGUAGUGGUAUUGUUCAUGUUCUGCCGGUGCAAACGCAACCAGUCGAAGAAAUCGCAAUCUAAAGAUUACGAAAUGGACUCGGUGCGUCCAACCAUUAUGGCCCAACAGAACCAAGCGCCUCCCCCCUAUUACCCAUCGAACGGCAUGGAAAACAAGGCUCUCGAACACUCCUUGGAUUUGGCAUUGGCAAUGGAGGAUCCGAAGAAUUCCGUUUACGCAUCCCAAAACGGUUACGGUUACAUACCGAACCCCAACAUCCAAACCCAUCAGGUCAUCAACAAUGGCGAAUGGGCGAACGUCGGUUACAUGGACUCGAAUUACUCCAACUCGAACAACGGCGGAAGCGUCAACUCCCAGGACUCCCUGUGGCAGAUGAAGAUGGCGGCCGCGGCGAACAACUCGGCGACUCAGCUACAAAACGCUCACUUAGAUAGGCAAAAUUCGUACGGUUACGAUCCGAUUACGCACGGGGGGUACGGCGCCGUCGACGAUUACGCACCGUAUCCGCAUAUCACCACGCAAAGUAAUCACGGCGAUGAUUACAUGAGGAGUAGUAAUAAUCCGUCUCGACAGGAAUAUUGUAACGAUCCUUACGCCGCAGUUCAUAAACCGAAGAAACGAGUCGAUCAACAUAUUGGUAAGUGGCAACUCACAGGACGCUUUUCCUUCAAACACUUUUGUAGAAAAGAAUUCUUCUUAUCCUUGAAAUUCAUACAAAGAAAUCUGCUAGGAUAUCUUCUUUAAAACCGUCCUAGAGAA
This is a messenger RNA of Photinus pyralis (common eastern firefly), 1771 nucleotides long. RefSeq lists its product as uncharacterized. Bases 653 to 1756 code for a protein of 367 amino acids. The record is from RefSeq and is a predicted model, not a curated record. Lineage: Eukaryota; Metazoa; Arthropoda; Insecta; Coleoptera; Lampyridae. The transcript is spliced from 4 exons.